Molecule: messenger RNA, 963 nt
Organism: Coffea arabica (coffee)
Lineage: Eukaryota; Viridiplantae; Streptophyta; Magnoliopsida; Gentianales; Rubiaceae
Molecular function (GO): nucleic acid binding; RNA-DNA hybrid ribonuclease activity
Source: RefSeq, a predicted model, not a curated record
AUGGUUUGGGUGGGCUCGCUCUCGGGAGAGUUCUCAACCAAGGCUACUUGGGAGAGUAUUCGGUACAAACGCAACAUCUCGCUGCUGGACGAGUUCCUUUGGAACAGCCUCGUGCCACUGAAGUUAUCAUUCUUCGCAUGGAAGGUUUUACGUAGCUUGGUCCCCUUGGAGACGGUUCUGAAACGACGUGGAGUUCCCUUGGCUUCAUGUUGCCUGUGUUGUCAGUUGGAAGAAGAGUUAGUAGUUCAUCUCUUUGUGACAAGCCCUGUAGCAAGGGAGGUUUGGAGCUCCUUUUGUCAGAGGUUUGGAAUUAUUGAUCCUCGCUCCACGUCGGUAUCUGCGAUGGUCUUGACAUGGCUUAGCUCGACUUCGGUGAUAUCUCGUGAUCAUAUCAUGACCGUCGUCCCUUUAGUAAUACUAUGGUUCCUAUGGAAGGCUAGGAACAAGGCGCUCUUCGAGGGUGAGAUCUUUGAGGCUCAUAGGGUUGUGUCUUUGGUCGAUGGAUUCGUGAAGCAACUGGGGGCGGCAAAAAAACUUUUGGCAUGUUAUUUUCGGGGAGACAUAAGAGACCCACGGGUCGGACUGAGCACCCGGCCAGUAAAACGGAAAACUGCACAGGCGGUGUCUUGGAAACGCCCUCCGAUGCACCAUGUCAAGUUGAAUAUGGAUGCUAGUGUCUCUCACAAGCGCGCCUAUAGGGGUGGUUUGCUUCGCGACUCGGACGGCCGCUUAAUUUUUGCUUAUUACAAGGAAUUUGGGGAGUUGGACGUCUUAAUGGCAGAAAGUUCAUCGUUGCUGCAUGGCCUUCAGCUCUGUAGGGACCUAGCCAGGGGGCCCCUGCUGGUGGAGAUAGACUUUAAAAGCCUGGUUGGUAGUGACGUCUCGAUAGCCUCUGUGCAAUACGUUGUGUCGGAUCCGGGCAUUGCUUUCCUCACUUUCAACAACGGUAUCCCACGUCUUUAG